AUGGUUGAUAUUGCUUCGUCCCAUAGCAUUUUCUCCUUCAUGGAUGGUUCAUCUAGUUACAAUCAGAUUAAGAUGACCCCUGAAGAGGAGAAAUUCACUGCCUUUCGCACCCCCAUAGGUGUGUUUUGUUACAAGGUGAUGCCCUUUGGCCUCAAGAAUGCCGGAGCCACCUAUCAGCGUGACAUGACUAUCAUUUUUGAUGAGUUGAUUCAUAAGAAAGUUGAAUGCUAUGUGGAUGAUUUAGUGGUCAAAAGCAAGGUCCGUAGUGAUCACCUCCGAGACCUAGGAAUCAUUUUUGAACGCUUAAGAAAGCAUGAUUUGAAGAUGAAUCCCCUAAAGUGCGUAUUUGGCGUUACUGCGAAGAAGUUUCUUGGUUUUAUUAUUCGCUAUCGUGGCAUUGAGAUUGAUCCCUCCAUGAUCAAGGCCAUAGUGGACUUGAAACCCCCUAGGAGUCUUACCCAGUUGAGUUCAUUUCAGGAUAAGCUCACUUUCUUGCGGAGAUUUAUCUCUAAUCUUGCCGGUAGAUGCCAUCUUUUUGCCUCCCUAGCAAAGAAGGAUGCCCGCUUUCAUUGGGACAAGAGUAAUCAGGAGGCCUUUGAGAGAAUAAAGCGCUACCUGACAAAUCACCCAGUGUUAGUAGCACCCAUUCCUGGUAAACCAUUGAUUCUUUACACUACUGCCUUGAAUGAGUCACUUGGUGCACUUUUAGCUCAAGAAAAUGAGGAAUGCAAAGAGAAUGCCUUGUACUACCUUAGCAGACGUUUGAUUCCUGCAGAGCUAAAAUACCCGACAAUGGAAAAGCAGUGUUUGGCUUUGAUCUUUGCUGUGCAGAAGCUUAGACACUACAUGCUCUCACACAAGAUCAGUUUGAUUUCUCGAGUCAACCCUUUGCAGUAUCUGAUGACCCCUUCCGACUUUGUCAGGUCAUCUAGCAUGUUGCGGGCUAUCAAUGAACAGGCUUUAGCUGACUUUCUUGCUUCUCACCCGAUUCUUGCAGAUUCCCUACUUAAUGACGAGUUGCCUGAUGAACUAGUCUUGAGUUUGGAAGAGCAGGAGUCCCCUGCUUGGGAGUUUUACUUUGAUGGAGCUUCUUCCAUCAAAUCACUGCGACCUUACGAAACUUAUGUGGUUAGGGUAGGUUUUGGGCUUGUUUUUGUGUCUCCUGAAGAUCAUACCCUUCGCUACUCCUACAAUCUUUCAGAGCCUCGUACUAAUAAUGAAGCUGAGUUCGAAGCCUUGAUUGUAGGACUUGAGUUGGCUAUUCAGAUGAGCAUUAUGCGGGUGAAGAUCUUUGGAGAUUUCCAAUUAAUUAUUAAUCAAGUGGUCGGAAUUUUCAAAGUUCUCAAACCUGAGCUCUUGCCUUAUCACAACAAAGCAAUGGAGCUCUUGUGUUUGAUCCCUGAAACCCUCGCAGUGUUCGCUGUUGAGGAAGAGUCAGAUUGGAGAAUCCCCUUUAUUGAGUAUUUGAAGCGUGGUAGACUUCCGGAUGACCGCUCUCUUGCCACUCAGAUUAGAAAGAGAGCUUUGUCAUUUUCCUACGUGAAUAAAACCCUGUACCGACGCUCUUUUGACCAGAUGUUGUUGCGUUGCCUCAACAAUGAGGAGGCUCGUAAGGUCAUGAGCGAAGCAGAAGCUAUCCCGCUUAAGGAAGUCAAAUCAGAAGAUGUGAUGCGCUUCUUCCGCAAUCAUGUUGUUUAUCGUUUUGGUAUUCCGUGCCGUAUAAUUUCGAAUAACGGCCCGUCUUUUAGAAGCACCAAGAUUGUUAGAUUUGUCCGUCGCCAUAACAUAAAUUGGCUAUAUUCCUCGAUUUACUAUCCUAGGGCUAAUGGUUUGGCUGAAGCAUUCAAUAAGACCUUAGUCCAAUUGAUAAAAAAAAUACUUGUGGAAAAUAAAAGAGAAUGGCACGACAAAUUACCUGAAGCAUUAUGGGCCUAUAGGACUACAUACCGUACUCCUACUCAGUGUACACCAUAUGCUUUAGCUUUUGGGGUUGAAGUUGUCCUUCCGCUAGAGGUCGAGCUCCCCUUGUUGCGUGUAGUAGUUAGCUACAAUCUUUCUCAUGAGGAUAAUGCCUGA
Dendrobium catenatum is the source of this 2076-nucleotide messenger RNA. RefSeq lists its product as uncharacterized. Gene Ontology annotation, biological process: DNA integration. The record is from RefSeq and is a predicted model, not a curated record. Gene Ontology annotation, molecular function: nucleic acid binding; RNA-DNA hybrid ribonuclease activity. The coding region runs from base 1 to 2076 and encodes 691 amino acids. The transcript has 4 exons. NCBI's taxonomy places the organism in Eukaryota, Viridiplantae, Streptophyta, Magnoliopsida, Asparagales, Orchidaceae.